Penicillium cataractarum is the source of this 801-nucleotide messenger RNA. RefSeq names its product pyridoxamine 5'-phosphate oxidase family protein. The record is from RefSeq and is a predicted model, not a curated record. The transcript is spliced from 2 exons. The coding region runs from base 1 to 801 and encodes 266 amino acids. Lineage: Eukaryota; Fungi; Ascomycota; Eurotiomycetes; Eurotiales; Aspergillaceae.
AUGGGACGAACACUUACCUAUCCCAAGCGGGUAUCCAAUACCGCCAACAGAUAUAAGCAUCGCGCCACCUAUGACCUGGGGCCUAUUCACUCCAUCAUCAACGGCUCUCAGGUCCUUCAUGUCUCCUUCAAUCCAGGGCCCGAGGACCCUUUCCCGGCCAUCCUUCCUAUGAUCGGCCAGAUGGGAUCCUACGAGUUCCCGUCUGCGAGUAUUGACGAGCCACUGGACUGCUACCUCCACGGCUACGUCAGCUCGCGCAUCAUGAAUUUGGCCCGUAACUGCGAGGAUGAAGGCCUGCCCAUCUGCGUGGCUACCAGCAAAGUCGACGGCCUGAUUCUGUCUCUUACCCCCAACUCGCACAGCUACAACUACCGCUCGGCCAUCCUACACGGAUAUGCGAAGUUGGUCACCGACGAGGAGGAGAAGCUGUGGGCUAUGAAGCUCAUCACCAACUCCGUCCUUACCGACCGCUGGGAUAACUCUCGUGUACCUCCAGACCGUGCAGAGAUGCAAUCAACGGUCAUUCUGAAGGUCAAGAUCGUGGAUGGCAGUGGCAAGAUCCGUGAUGGCGGUGUCUCGGAUGAGCGAAAAGACUAUGGCAACGAGGAGAUUACGAAUCGUAUCUGGACGGGUGUAGUCCCCGUCUGGGAGACGUUUGGACAGCCCGUUCCUAGCGGUGAUGGCAAGCUAGGCGAGGUUCCGGAGCACAUCACCUCGUUUAUUGCUAAGAAGAACGCGGAGAACCGGGCGUUAGCAGAGUCCGCGAUCAAAGUGACUCUUCCUGCCGAGGAGCAGCACUGA